Pelecanus crispus (Dalmatian pelican) is the source of this 303-nucleotide messenger RNA. Lineage: Eukaryota; Metazoa; Chordata; Aves; Pelecaniformes; Pelecanidae. The record is from RefSeq and is a predicted model, not a curated record.
AUGGAUAGCCUCCGUGCAGCAAAUACCACUUUUGCACUCGACCUCUUAAGAAAGCUGUGUGAGAACAAAAGCGGGCAGAAUCUAUUCUUUUCUCCUUUUAGUAUUUCUUCUGCGUUGUCUAUGAUUUUGCUGGGUUCAAAAGGUAACACCGAAGCUCAAAUAGCAAAGGUAUGUCUAAAUAAACUUGGUGAUGCUCACAAUGGGUAUCAAUCACUUCUCUCUGAAAUUAAUGAUCCAAACACCAAAUAUAUACUGAGAACUGCUAACCGACUUUAUGGAGAACAGACAUUUGAGUUUCUCUCG